Mesocestoides corti is the source of this 618-nucleotide messenger RNA. NCBI's taxonomy places the organism in Eukaryota, Metazoa, Platyhelminthes, Cestoda, Cyclophyllidea, Mesocestoididae. The record is from the annotation of a GenBank genome assembly.
AUGGAGUCAGAGGGAGGACAGAAUGAGCGGACAAGCACGACCGAGUCCACGCCGUCUUGCAGUGCCGUCACAGUCAAUGAUAGUUGUUCCAAUGAGACGACGAAUACACUGGAGACCGACAAAGCAAUGAAUGAGGUGACAAGCAAGAUCGAGGACACGGCAUCAUGGAGUGAUUCCACAAUCAGAGUUAUUGUCACCGUCGGAUUCGCUUUAGCUAGGGUACUCACAGAGUUUACUCUCUCCAUUCGAGAGGAGUACUUAAGGAAUAUCAGGAGCUUAGCAGAAAUGGGGCACGACAGUGGACUUUGUAGUGACCUGGACAACGCUCGACUGGAUCUAAGCAUUCGCCGAGAAUCGCUCGCAACGCCUACUGUAGGUCAACAGCUGCAACAUGAUGCUCAACGUCAAGUGCCUCAAGCUGCAAUCCAGGCCAAUACCUUCGACUCAAACACAAACCCCCUAAUGCAAUCCCCGCGGCAGCAGCAGGUUCACCUUGGGGAACCGCCGCUAGCUCACGUCCAUGACGCAAAAACGCAACCCAUGGAAAUAUCUGCGGCUAACGGCUCUGUGGACACUUCGGUAAAACGUGAGAGAAGCAAGGAGGCGAGAGGUGUUUUC